GGAAGAAGCCGUUUCAUACCAAACGUCACUUCCGCUGACCGCAGUUGAAGGCGAUCAGCACUUCCAUCAAUGUUGCGCCUCAUCACCGCAUCACUGUGCCUUCAGUGCCACCGCGUUAAAUCUUUCCCUUCGAACCUCAGACCAUGUGGGACACUCAGCUCGUCAGAGAACCAACAGACUGUGGAGGCUCUCUAUGGUCUCUCUGUGGACAUCCAAAAGGUGAGAAAGCUUAAAGGCUGGGUCCUGCAUCAGAAUCCGGCCUAUACAAAGGAGGUUGCAGAUUUGUUGAAGGAACUGGGUGCCUCGGGGAGCAUCAUCUCUCAGAUCUUAACGGUUUACCCUGAGGCUGUGCUCUGUAAUCCAGACCAAACACUUGCACAGAAAGAGCUCUGGAUGUCCGUGUGUCCCAAUCAGAAAGAGCUGGUCGGUAUCAUCGAGAAAUUCCCGGCCUCCUUCUUCACCUCUUCAAGUCACCAUGACAACCAGCGCAACAAUAUAGCUUACUUCCAAAGCUUAAACCUCAAUAAGCGAAUGAUCACCAAGCUCAUGGCCAGUGCCCCGCAGAGCUUCAGUCGUCCAGUAGAGCAGAACCAGGACAUGGUCCGCACCCUCCAAAAGACCUACCAGGACCUCGGAGGAGACGAGGCCAACAUGAAGAUCUGGCUUCAGAAGUUGCUGAACCAGAAUCCCUUUGUGCUCCUCAAACCGCCCCAAGUGCUGAGGCAGAACGUGCUCUUCCUGCAAGACAAAGGCUUCAGGACAGCAGAGCUCCUCUACCUCCUCUCCAAACUGAAGGCCUUUGUUAUUGAGCUAAACCCGGACAGCAUGCGCCAGACCCUGACCUACUCCCGGGACACCUUGGGGUGCUCUGACGCAGAGCUGCGAGAUAUCAUCGUCAGCUGUCCGGCGUUACUUUACUACCCUAAAGAUAUUCUCGCCGAGCGCUUUCAGGGGCUCCUCAGCGCCGGGAUCAGCAUGCAUCAAAUUGCACAAACUCCGACUGUGAUGGAACUGACAACACAAAUAGUUAAUUAUCGCAUUCAGAGACUGAAGUCACGUGGCUAUGAUGUAAGGACUGCUAGUCUGGACGUUCUCAAUGGUACUAAGAAGGACUUUGAGGUGAGCUACGGGAAACUACAUUUUCGCAGAGAGAGACCUCUUUUUAACCCCGUGGCUCCUUUAAAAGGGGAUGACUGACGUACAUUUAAACGUCACGUGAUUAGGUGCAGUCAAAUGGGAUCCAAUGUUAAAGCUGUUUCAGAAGUUCUUGCUAUACACGUUUUUGAUUGACACCGUCAGAAACUUAUUGGUUCGACAACAGGUUUAGUUCUGGAGUUGGAUGAGAUGCUUUCGGUUCUGAAAGUCACUGUGCACUUAUUUUUAUUCACAGACAUGUUUCAAUGUAGAACACAUGCGCCUCCUGUAUUCUAUACUUAAACACACAUACGCUGAUUUAUAUAUAUAUAUAUAUAUAUAUAUAUAUAUAUAUAUGGACAGUGUGUCCAAAAAUAGUUUCCGUCAGUCACUUAAACUGCCAUUGACAAAGUCUGUCAGUUCCAGAAUUGGACGCUGUUGUUUACUAGCGCUGUGUGUAGUGCAGGCAGAGAAUGGGACUGGCGUAUUUACGGGUAUGACUAGAUCAAAUUCCAAAAGAAGUGCCUCCCGUGCCGUUAUGGCGACCAUGUUGAAUGUGGCGCAUUGACGUUGCGACCAUGUCAUGAUGGUUCUAACUAUGGUACGUAGAGCACGGGCAGAGAGAGAGAGAGCGAGAGCGGCAUGGCGGCAGUGUUAUCGCUGAGGAAUACAAAACAAGUCUCUAGAGUCUGGAACAUGCUAUUUUUGGUACAAUAACUUUUUUUGUCAAGCCGUUCCCCUUUAGCAACAGAUUUGGAACUAGGAAGCACACUGGAAGCUGCUUUAAGCCUCCCGCAGUGGAUGCCCGGUAAUGUGUGUUCAGUAUCUUGUACUUCAUCACAUUCAUUAAACAAUAAAAAGAUAGAUGACUAGUUAGGGAAGUGGCAGGGUGCUAACGAGAGACGGUGUUCGGUGAGACUAAACGCGCGAGUGUGGAUAUUCAUUUGAACAGACCCAGCGUGUACGUACGUUCGCGUACAUUCUGGUCACAAGCUUUGCUUUUUCAACCACGGGUACCAUAUACAUUAUGACUACACGUAGUCAAGUCACGAUGUAAAACGAUAUUUGAUGCUUUAUAUACUAUUUAUAUGGCUUUAUGCGGCGCGGCUUGCUAAACCCAGAAAUAUGUUUUCCCCGCGAUGUGUGUCACUGCGCUUACAGAAACGUUUUUGUCACAUUUCCUAUGAUGAUUACAUUUUUUUGACAUGCAUACAAAAUGUCCAACUGAAAUUCUAACAAACUACCGUACAGGUAAAAAGAGCUUUGUGUGUGUCGUUUGUUUGAUCUCAGCAGUUGCGCAGUGUUUUCUGUGUUACAAUCUCGGUUCAUCGCGAAGGACCGCCAUGAGAUCGGGACGUUCUUCCACACCAAACUCAUCCGAGCAUACCUCGCUUAGUGCUGUGUGGACAAAGACAAGUUGUUGGAGCGAUGCUUGUUUGCCCCCGAGCAAG
Messenger RNA from Phycodurus eques (leafy seadragon), 2585 nucleotides. RefSeq names its product mitochondrial transcription termination factor 2 (gene mterf2). The transcript has 2 exons. Gene Ontology annotation, molecular function: double-stranded DNA binding. Lineage: Eukaryota; Metazoa; Chordata; Actinopteri; Syngnathiformes; Syngnathidae. Bases 70 to 1197 code for a protein of 375 amino acids. Gene Ontology annotation, cellular component: mitochondrial matrix. The record is from RefSeq and is a predicted model, not a curated record. Gene Ontology annotation, biological process: termination of mitochondrial transcription; regulation of DNA-templated transcription.